AUUAAAGAUACAAAAUUAACUUUAAAAGGAAGGACUUUUUUCUGACCUAAAGUAAAUUGAAAAGCAAGCCGAACAUACCUUGUCUCAACAAUUUUGGAGUCAGACGCGCUACCGUUGCGCUACGAGGCCUGUCUCAACAAUUUUGAAUAAAGGAUUAUGGUUACUCCACAGGAUCCACUGAACAUAAGAUGUUGCCACAAAAUGUACCUCGUGUAUUUUUCUCUUUUACUCAAGAGCUGCACAAUUGCAGAUUUGAAGAGAAUGUCUGCAGACUGUGUUGAAAAACUCUGAAGAACCUAAUUAACACAGGAUGACCUAGGACUGAUUCUAAGCCCAGAACAGGAUAUUAUUCCUUAACGGCUGUGGUCAGUCUUAGUUCUGAAUGCUGCAGAUAACAGCAAGUAGAGUUUCUGUAUUUCUGAAAUAUUCAGUUGACCUUCCAUCACUAAGACGGACUUUUCUAAUCUGUUCCGGGAGAUAUUAAUGGAAUAUAGUCAUGUCCACUCAAGACGAGAGGCAGAUCAAUACUGAAUAUGCUGUGUCCUUGCUGGAACAGUUGAAACUGUUUUAUGAACAGCAGUUGUUUACUGACAUAGUGUUAAUUGUUAAGGGCACUGAGUUCCCAUGUCAUAAGAUGGUUCUUGCAACAUGUAGCUCUUAUUUCAGGGCCAUGUUCAUGAGUGGACUAAGUGAAAGCAAACAGACACAUGUACAUCUGAGGAAUGUGGAUGCUGCCACUUUACAGAUAAUAAGAACUUAUGCAUACACGGGUAACUUGGCAAUAAAUGACAGCACUGUAGAACAGCUUUAUGAAACAGCUUGCUUCCUACAAGUAGAAGAUGUAUUACAACGUUGUCGAGAAUAUUUAAUUAAAAAAAUAAAUGCAGAGAAUUGUGUGCGAUUGUUGAGUUUUGCUGAUCUCUUCAGUUGUGAGGAAUUAAAACAAAGUGCUAAAAGGAUGGUGGAGCACAAGUUCACUGCUGUGUAUCACCGGGAAGCUUUCAUGCAGCUGUCGCACGACCUACUGAUAGAUAUUCUCAGUAGUGACAAUUUAAAUGUAGAAAAGGAAGAAACCGUUCGAGAAGCUGCUAUGCUGUGGCUAGAGUACAACACAGAAUCACAAUCUCAGUAUUUAUCUUCAGUUCUUAGCCAAAUCAGAAUUGAUGCACUUUCAGAAGUGACACAGAGAGCUUGGUUUCAAGGUCUGCCACCUAAUGAUAAGUCUGUAGUGGUUCAAGGUCUAUAUAAGUCUAUGCCCAAGUUUUUCAAACCAAGACUUGGGAUGACUAAAGAGGAAAUGAUGAUUUUCAUUGAAGCAUCUUCAGAAAAUCCUUGUAGUCUUUAUUCUUCUGUCUGUUACAGCCCCCAAGCAGAAAAAGUUUACAAGCUCUGCAGCCCACCAGCUGAUUUGCAUAAGGUUGGAACAGUUGUAACUCGUGAUAAUGACAUCUACAUAGCAGGGGGUCAGAUUCCUCUGAAAAACACAAAAACGAAUCAUAGUAAAACAAGCAACCAGACUGCCUUCAGAACUGUGAAUUGCUUUUACUGGUUUGAUGCACAGCAAAAUACCUGGUUUCCAAAGACUCCAAUGCUUUUUGUCCGAGUAAAGCCAUCUUUGGUUUGCUGUGAAGGCUAUAUCUAUGCAAUUGGAGGAGACAGUGUAGGUGGAGAACUUAACCGGAGGACCGUAGAAAGAUACGACACUGAAAAAGAUGAGUGGACGAUGGUUAGCCCUUUGCCUUGUGCUUGGCAGUGGAGUGCAGCAGUUGUGGUUCAUGAUUGCGUUUAUGUGAUGACACUGAAUCUCAUGUAUUGCUAUUUUCCAAGGUCUGAUUCGUGGGUAGAAAUGGCCAUGAGGCAGACUAGUAGGUCCUUUGCUUCAGCUGCAGCUUUUGGUGAUAAAAUUUUCUAUAUUGGAGGAUUACAUAUUGCUACCAAUUCUGGCAUAAGACUGCCCUCUGGCACUGUAGAUGGGUCUUCAGUAACUGUGGAGAUAUAUGAUGUGAAUAAGAAUGAGUGGAAAAUGGCAGCCAACAUCCCUGCUAAGAGAUACUCUGACCCCUGUGUUAGAGCUGUUGUGAUCUCCAAUUCUCUAUGUGUGUUUAUGCGAGAAACCCACUUAAAUGAAUGAGCUAAAUAUGUCACUUACCAGUAUGAUCUGGAACUUGACCGGUGGUCUCUGCGGCAGCAUAUAUCUGAACGUGUACUAUGGGACUUAGGGAGAGAUUUUCGAUGCACUGUGGGGAAACUUUAUCCAUCCUGCCUUGAAGAAUCUCCAUGGAAACCACCGACUUGCCUUUUUUCACCAGAUGGGACAGACGACUUUGAACUUGAUGGAGAAAUGGUUGCACUGCCACCUGUAUAGUUAGAGAGUUCAGGGAGUGCACGCCUGAGUUAUGUGCUUUGUCAUUUUCUUUGUUAAAUGAGAGGCUAUGAAAGAACUUAAGUAUGAGUACAUAA
Messenger RNA from Nycticebus coucang (slow loris), 2460 nucleotides. Its product is annotated as kelch repeat and BTB domain-containing protein 2-like. The record is from RefSeq and is a predicted model, not a curated record. Gene Ontology annotation, molecular function: protein binding. Lineage: Eukaryota; Metazoa; Chordata; Mammalia; Primates; Lorisidae.